Ostertagia ostertagi is the source of this 915-nucleotide messenger RNA. NCBI's taxonomy places the organism in Eukaryota, Metazoa, Nematoda, Chromadorea, Rhabditida, Trichostrongylidae. The record is from the annotation of a GenBank genome assembly.
CAUAUUGCAGCUUUAAAAGCUCUGAAGGAAUUGCGUGCGGAGGUUCUCAAUUUUUUCAAUGAAUUCUACAGAAAUGAGCGGACCAGUGAGGUUGCCACAGAUUCGAAAGAAAUGACUUUCAACAGGGCUACGGAAAUCUAUAAACAUCUGGAGCAGCUGGCUUACUCAGUCAACAUGAAGCCCUCGAACUCCUUGUUCUCGAGUGUUAUCACGUCUGUAUUUAAUAACGUCACACCAUUUGAUUACGGUCCAGCUGUCGGUGAGGAGGAUUUUCUCGUUUGUUCAGGCUUCGAAAAUGCCUCGCAGAUUUUUGCUUCUUAUUACAUUGACUGCAUAUCCGCGAUGGAUUACUAUAGAAUAAACCGCUAUUUUGCACCUCCACUAAAGCACUUGGAAACUCCGGAACAAGACAGCGCCAAGCUUAUGGCAAUGUUUGAUGAGCUGAAGUCUAGCAAAGGGUUAUUGCAGCGAAACAUUAAAGUAACUUCAGUUGUUCGCAUACCUUUUCGAGAGAUAGUUGUUGAGGCUAAAAUAGGAGCUGUGCAAGAUGAGCAUUUUGUACCACAGAUGAAGUUAAACUUGGUAUUUCUUAACGCUGAACUUGCUGUAGUUCGUAUUGGAGCUCCAAAGGAAACACUGUGGUCUGAGGAGAACGAUUGUCACUCGAAGUAUGAGGUGUUCAAGAAGAUGAGUCGUUCUGCAGCGCAUUGUUUGCUUGGGAAAUAUAACUUGAAAAAAAUUCCGAACUUGUCUGUUUUUAUUUCUAUCCUCUCUUUUGUUCAACUUUUUACAACUUGCUUUACAUCGCCAUGUCACGUUUGUCAAAAGUCUAUGCGUGACUUUCUCCCACCGGUUCUUCUCAAAGAAUAUCGUCCUGUACCGAUAUUUGUCCACGAGGAUUGUGGCUACAGUUGA